GUGCCUAGCUCAGUGCAAGCACAUUCUAAGACGGAUUCCAAGGCAGCAGCUAACAACAAACCUCAUGCUGUUUGCAUUCCCCUUCCGGGUCAAAGCCAUAUCAAGGCAAUGCUUAAAUUUGCAAAGCUCCUCCACCAUAGAGGCUUUCAUAUUACCUUCGUCAACUCCAAGUACAACCACAGGCGCUUUCUAAAAUCCUCGGGCCCCAGCUCCCUUGAUGGCUUGCCUGAUUUCCAAUUCAAAGCCAUCCCAGAUGGCCUUCCAGAUUCAGAUGCAGAUACCACCCAAGAUGUCCCAUUGCUUUGUGAUUCAAUCAGAAAACAAAAUUUCUUGGCUCCCUUCCGUGAACUACUCAUGAAACUCAACGGUGAUGCCAUAUCAACAUCCACUAAUCCUCCAGUAACUUGCAUAGUUUCAGAUGGUUUCAUGUCGCCGUUCACAAUCACAGCCGCUGAAGAGAUUGAAGUCCCUAUAGUGCUGUUCUACACUAUUGCUGCAUGCAGCUUUAUGGGCUGUAUACAAUUUCGUGCUUUGGUUGAAAAGGGACUUGCACAACUCAAAGAUGAUAUCAGUUUGACAAAUGGCUAUUUGGAAAAGGUUAUAGAUUGGAUUCCAGGAAUGAAAGAUAUCCGUUUAAAGGAGCUCCCAACCUUUUUUCGAACUUCAGAUCCUGACGACAUCAUGUUUAACUUCAUAAUGGAAUCAACCGAUAGAGCUCAUAAAGCUUCUGCAGUUGUUCUUCAUACUUUUGAUGCCUUGGAGCCAGAUGUUUUGGGGGCUCUCUCAUCUAUGCUUCCACUUGUUUAUCCAAUUGGCCCUCUUCAAUUACAUCUCAAUCAAAUACUAGAACACCCCUUGAAUAUUGGAUAUAGUCUAUGGAAAGAAGAAACAGAAUGCCUCGAGCACAGUGAUAAGUGAGCAAGGGUCGCUGUA
Messenger RNA from Malus domestica (apple), 933 nucleotides. Its product is annotated as 7-deoxyloganetin glucosyltransferase-like. Gene Ontology annotation, molecular function: quercetin 7-O-glucosyltransferase activity; quercetin 3-O-glucosyltransferase activity. The record is from RefSeq and is a predicted model, not a curated record. NCBI's taxonomy places the organism in Eukaryota, Viridiplantae, Streptophyta, Magnoliopsida, Rosales, Rosaceae.